AGUGACAUUUCCGGAUUUCUAUCAGCUCUUCCACAGACUCCAUUCGUUUCCCUUCAUCACUUGGACGUAGUGGACCCAAUUUUCCCUUCAAUCACCAACCGCCACGAGUCACUGAAACACCUAAUGGAAGCAGCAAAAGCUGACCAGUCACGACUACUGCAGCAGACCAUUUGCUUUCACAAGCAAAGCAACUGGUCUCUUUCCAUAUCAUGGGGCUACUCUGCUCAUAUCUAUGAAAACCUUUAUCCACCAAGCAUUUUGCAUAGACCCCUCCAAACAUUUACGCCAUGGAAGAAGACAGCUAAACCACCCUACAUGUUUAACACUCGAGUUCCCUCAAAUGAUCCCUGUGAGGCUCCUCAUGUUUUCUACUUUGACGCCAUAGAAAAGACCAAGGGAAACCAAAUUCUUACAAGUUAUGUCAGAAGAUCACCUCGUAGGUUAGCAGCUUGUUCAUCAAGUGGGAAUCACUCUGCUGAUUUCAUAUCCAAAAUUCAGGUCCUCUCAACCUCGAGGAGACAUGGUGAGGCUGGUAAUAGAAGAGAGUGCUGCGAUGUUCUGCGUGUAGCUGACAAUCUGAACUUCACGGAGGUCAAGAUUAGGGCUUGCAUGAAGGAUGAAAUAGUGGCCUAUAUGUAAUACGAGAUAUUCAAAUUGUUGUAUGUUUAUUUCUUUUUGGGUGGAUUGUCAUAGUCAUUUUAUUACUGGGUCCAUAAUGAGCUAAAUCAUUCUGUAAGGGGUGAGGGAUGCACUCUUACCCUAAAUAUAAAUGGAACGAGUCCAUUUGACUUCAUUCAAGGUUAUAAGAGAAAUUAGGACUAAGAGACAAGUCUCCUCUCCACACACUCAUAAAUAGGA
Messenger RNA from Corylus avellana, 858 nucleotides. NCBI's taxonomy places the organism in Eukaryota, Viridiplantae, Streptophyta, Magnoliopsida, Fagales, Betulaceae. The record is from RefSeq and is a predicted model, not a curated record.